Molecule: messenger RNA, 318 nt
Organism: Acomys russatus (golden spiny mouse)
Lineage: Eukaryota; Metazoa; Chordata; Mammalia; Rodentia; Muridae
Gene: Prok1
Product: prokineticin 1
Exons: 3
Coding region: 1-318 (105 amino acids)
Source: RefSeq, a predicted model, not a curated record
AUGAGAGGUGCCGUGAGAGUCUGCAUAAUGCUCCUUCUAGCAACUGUGUCCGACUGUGCGGUGAUCACAGGGGCCUGUGAGCGGGAUGUCCAGUGUGGAGCCGGCACCUGCUGUGCUGUCAGCCUGUGGCUUCGGGAUGUGCGCUUGUGUGCUCCUCUGGGACGGGAAGGAGAGGAGUGUCACCCAGGAAGCCACAAGGUCCCCUUCUUUAGGAAACGCCAGCACCACACCUGUCCCUGCUCACCCAGCCUGCUCUGCUCCAGGUUCCUGGAUGGCAGGUACCGCUGCUCCAGGGACUUGAAGAAUGUCAACUUCUAG